This is a messenger RNA of Aricia agestis (brown argus), 1491 nucleotides long. RefSeq lists its product as uncharacterized. Gene Ontology annotation, molecular function: chitin binding. Lineage: Eukaryota; Metazoa; Arthropoda; Insecta; Lepidoptera; Lycaenidae. The transcript is spliced from 5 exons. The record is from RefSeq and is a predicted model, not a curated record. Bases 52 to 1491 code for a protein of 479 amino acids. Gene Ontology annotation, cellular component: extracellular region.
CCUGUAUUAACCUAGAGUCUAGACCUAAUUGGAAUAUCUUGAUAUAAGAUUAUGUUUGGACAACUAUUUCUGCUGGGGCUCCUCGCUCUGGCGCAGGCUCGUCCUCAAGAUGAGCAACUCGCAGCAGCCAAGUGUCCUCCGGGGGAGUCCAACUACCUGAUUCCCAACGAGAGGGACUGUUCCAAGUUCUACGUCUGUGGUAUGGGCCGCAGUCUGAGGGAGGGAGUGUGCGAACCCGGCUUGGAGUUCUCCAUUGAAUUGCAACGUUGCGCCGACCCCCUCAUCGCGAAGUGCAAUUGCAACACGGACCCUGAACCCACCACGCCCGCACCAGCACCAACACCAGCCCCAAUCCCGGAAGAGGACAGGGAGAUCAUUUACCUACCCAACGGCUGCCCAGAAGACAUGCACAUCCCGAAGCUGCUGCCUCAUGAGGAACGAUGCGAAUACUUCUACCACUGCGACAAGGGGGAGAAGGUGCUGAAGGAGUGCGCGGAAGGGACCUACUUCGUAUAUGAGAAACAGACAUGUGACCAUAUUUGGAGGGUAGACUGCGUUAGCAAUGGUACAACCACCCCACGACCAACAACCGUCAUAACAGAAGCUGUUGAGGAAGAGAGCCUUGAAAACACAAACUUGCCCAAUGGCUGCCCUAAUGAUGGAAGCUACCUCCUCCUGCCUCACGAAACUAUCUGCAGAAAAUUCUAUUACUGCGUUCAUGGGGAAAAAGUGGAAAGGGAAUGUGCACCUGGCACUGUCUUCAAUCCAGCAAUAAUGAACUGCGAUCACGCAUUUAAUGUCGACUGUGAGGAUGUGGUCACAGAAUGUAUCUGUGAAGAUGGCGAUGAGGAUUGCGAUGAAAGCACAACCACUCCCUUGCCUGCACCUGGAGGACAAGCUGAAUCAGAAGAAAAAGGAUCAUCCGAAAAGCAGGAGUCAGAUGAAAAAGAUGAGUCUGCAGAGAAACAGGAAUCCAAUGAGAAGCAGGAGUCAGACGAGAAAGCUGAAUCUGAAGAAGGCUCCGGUGAAGUGGAAGAAAAGGGCACUACGGCCAAGCCAGAGUCCCCCGAAAAUAACAAGUCAGAAGAAGACAAUGAAUCCGGAGAAGAAAAAACCAGCUGCGAAAAUCAUGAAAGCGAAGAGAAAGAUGAAUCCCAUGAUUGUAACUGCGAAGACAGCGACGAAGACGAGGACUUGAGAUGUAAGGAAGACUGCCAUGUUCCCUUCUGGGCUCACGAGACCGAUUGUGACAAAUUCUGGAGGUGCGUCGGUGAAGAAAAAGUUCUAGGCGUGUGCUCAGAAGGUCUACACUUCAACGAAGAAACACAGACCUGUGAUUUCAUCUGUAAUGUCGGAUGUAAGAGGAAUCACGUGCAAUCGACAGCUCUUCGUGAGGGAGUGAAACUUUUCCUGCCCUGGAACCAGGUAGACGAUUUGUUCAGGAAGUCCCCUAAGAUGGCACUAAAAUUUUUAAAGCAUAAGGAGCUUUAA